CACAUCUCUACUGCUAAACUUUGCCCCUAAAUGUACUGGUCACAUGAUUGUGACAUCAUCACAGGUCCUACACCUCCAGCAUGUAGCAGAUACAGAGCAGGUCCUGGUGGGGCAGUCACUGCUGUUGUGUUGUGUGUGGAGAUCUCUCAGAGCAGCAGCCCCUGAUCAUGUGACUCCUCCUCCAUGUGACUGAUCACAUGACGGUGACAUCAUCGCAGGUCCUGUAAGCACACGGCUCCUCUACAGAUACAGGUUUCUCCAAUCCAGGAUCCUCUGCUGAUAUCUUCUAUAUAAGAGAAUUCUCAUGGAUGACCCAUCAACCAUGGAGAGAGACAGGAACAAGAUGGCCGACAGGAUCAUAAACCUCACCCUACAGAUACUCUUCCGGCUUACUGGAGAGGAUUACACAGUAGUGAAGAAGUCCUCUAGUGGGCGCUGUCGGGCCCCUGUGUGUGAAGGAUGGGGAAGAACCCUGAGCCCAAUCCCGGGGCCCCCACCUCACUCCCUGAUACAUGAGGAAAUGGAUGAACAGAAGAUCCUAGAACUCAUCAACAAGAUGAUGGAGCUGCUGACUGGAGAGGUUCCUAUAAGGUGUCAGGACGUGGCGGUCUAUUUCUCCAUGGAGGAGUGGGAGUAUGUAGAAGGACACAAGGAUCAGUACAAGGGUCAGGUAAUGAUGGAGGAUCAGCAGCCCCUCACAUCACCAGUCAAAUCCAGUAAGAAAACAGCACCAGAGAGGUGUCCCCGUCCUCUUGAUGAGCAGAAUAUGGAGGACAUUCCUUUAGGGAAAGGUCUGAUCUAUAUUAAUGCUACAGACAUAAAGGAAGAAGAAGAAGAGACAGAUGUGAGUGGUGAUGAGCAGUAUAAGGUGGACAAUGACAUUCCUACAGGGAAAGAUCUGAUCUAUAUUAAUGCUACAGACAUAAAGGAAGAAGAGACAGGUGUGAGUGGCAAUGAGCAGUAUGAGGAGAACAUUCCUACAGGAAAAUAUCUGAUCUAUAUGAACGCUACACACAUAAAGGAAGUAAAAGAGACAGAUGUAAGCGGUGAUGAGCAGUAUAAGGAGGACAUUCCUACAGGGAAAGAUCUGAUCUAUAUUAAUGCUACAGACAUAAAGGAAGUAAAAGAGACAGAUGUAAGCGGUGAUGAGCAGUAUAAGGAGGACAUUCCUACAGGGAAAGAUCUGAUCUAUAUUAAUGCUACAGACAUAAAGGAAGAAGAAGUGACAGAUGUGAGCGGUGAUGAGCAGUAUAAGGAGGACAUUCCUACAGGUAACCACCCAGAUUCUUGUACCAGGAGAUCAGAGGAGAAUCUUAUAUCUUCAGAUUAUAAAGCAGAUGAUGAUAUCACACAAGAUACAUAUGAAGAACAUUCCAUUAUCCCAGAUACACCCUCAGCCCUUCACAGCCAAGAUCUGUCAUCUCAUCCUUAUAUACAGGUCCUGUCUUCUCAGUCAUCACUGGAUGUUCAGCAAAAAAGUUACAGAAGGGGUGUUAUACAUAAAAGAGCUCAAAGAGGAAAGAAGCCAGUUUCAUGUUCAGAAUGUGGGAAAUGUUUUACUUUUAAAUCAGACCUUGGUGUACAUCAAAGAACUCACACAGGAGAGAAGCCAUUUUCAUGUUCAGAAUGUGGAAAAUGUUUUACUGACAAAUCAAGUCUUCUUAGACAUCAAAGAACUCACACAGGGGAGAAGCCAUUUUCAUGUUUAGAAUGUUGGAAAUGUUUUACCCGGAAAUCAGACCUUGUUGUACAUCAAAGAACUCACUCAGGAGAGAAGCUACUUUCAUGCUCAGAAUACUCCUGA
Hyla sarda is the source of this 1804-nucleotide messenger RNA. RefSeq names its product oocyte zinc finger protein XlCOF7.1-like. The record is from RefSeq and is a predicted model, not a curated record. The coding region runs from base 305 to 1804 and encodes 499 amino acids. The transcript is spliced from 7 exons. Gene Ontology annotation, molecular function: DNA-binding transcription repressor activity, RNA polymerase II-specific. Gene Ontology annotation, biological process: negative regulation of transcription by RNA polymerase II. NCBI's taxonomy places the organism in Eukaryota, Metazoa, Chordata, Amphibia, Anura, Hylidae.